Molecule: messenger RNA, 2800 nt
Organism: Setaria italica (foxtail millet)
Lineage: Eukaryota; Viridiplantae; Streptophyta; Magnoliopsida; Poales; Poaceae
Product: receptor-like serine/threonine-protein kinase SD1-8
Exons: 7
Coding region: 50-2509 (819 amino acids)
Biological process (GO): protein phosphorylation; recognition of pollen
Molecular function (GO): ATP binding; protein serine/threonine kinase activity
Source: RefSeq, a predicted model, not a curated record
GUCCGUCCUUCGGUCUUCACCUUCAGACAGAGUGUUCUCCCUCGCGCGCAUGGCCAUGAGCCACCUGCUCCUCCUUGCUCUUCUCUUAGCGUCAGCUUGCACAUCCUCCUCCGCCAGCGGGAACACGCUGACUCAGUCCGGGAACCUCACAGGGAUCCGGACGCUGGCCUCGCCCGGCGACGCCUUCCGGCUGGGCCUCUUCGCCGCCAGCAACCGAUCCAGGUGGUUCCUCGGCAUAUGGUUCACUGUCUCACCGGACACCGUCGUCUGGGUCGCCAACCGCGACAGCCCGCUGACAAGCCCGUCCGGCGUGGUCGAGGUCAGCAUCGGAGGAGCCCUGGUCCUCCGCGACGGCGCUAGCACUGUCUGGUCGUCCUCCGACUACUCCAACUCCUCCGCCGCGGCCGGCGCGGUCGCCGCGGAGCUCCGCGACACGGGCAACCUGGUGCUCGCGGACGCUGCCGGCACCGUGCUGUGGCAGAGCUUCGAACACCCGACCAACACGUUCCUCCCGGAGAUGCGGGUCGGGAGGAGCCUCGCGACCGGCGCCGAGUGGUCCCUCUCGUCGUGGCGCGCCGCCGACGACCCGUCGCCCGGCGAGUUCCGCUACGUCAUGGCCACGCCGCGCGGCGGAGCGCCGGAGCUCCACGUCUGGAGCGGCGGCCGCAAGGUCUACCGGACGGGGCCCUGGAACGGCGUGCGGUUCAGCGGCAUCCCGGAGAUGACCACCUUCGAGGACAUGUUCGAGUUCCGGUUCACGGCCGCCGCCGGCGAGGUCUCCUACAUGUUCCGCAACCGCGACGGCUCGCCGAUGUCGCGGGUGCUCCUCAACGAGUCCGGCGUGAUGCAGCGCAUGGUCUGGGACAAGGCCUCGGGGACCUGGAGCAACUUCUGGUCGGGGCCGCGGGACCAGUGCGACGGCUACGGCCGGUGCGGCGCGUUCGGCGUCUGCAACGUCGUCGACGCCUUGGUCUGCGGCUGCAUCACCGGGUUCGUGCCGAGGUCGGCGGCGGAGUGGUACAUGCGGAACACGUCCGGCGGGUGCGCCCGGAGGACGCCGCUACGGUGCGGCGGCAGCGGCGGCGGGGACGACGGGUUCUACGUCCUGCGCGGCGUGAAGCUGCCGGACACGGAGAGGACCGCCGAGGACGCCAGUGCCACGCUCCAGGAGUGCGCGCGGAGGUGCCUGGCGAACUGCUCCUGCACGGCGUACGCGGCGGCGGACAUCCGCGGCGGCGGGAGCGGGUGCAUCCAGUGGUUCGGCGACCUGGUGGACACGCGGUUCGUCGACAGCGGCCAGGAUCUCUAUGUCAGGCUUGCAAAGUCUGAACUUGCAGUUGCAGAUGCUCCCAAGAAUACCCGGAAGUUUGUGGCUGUCAUCACCCUGGUGGUUACCGGGUUCGCGUUGCUUCUUCUAUCCCUUGCCUUUGUGAUUUGGAGAAAGGUGCGGCGCAGUGAGAGAGUUACCAUGCUUGAUGGCGCGGUCGAGCUUAUGAGCGGCGAAUGCCCCACGUACCCGAUGGGGAUCAUUAGAACAGCCACCAACGGAUUCUGUGCAGACAAUGUGAUUGGGCGAGGCGGAUUCGGCGUGGUUUACAAGGGACAGUUGCCGGAUGGGCAGCACGUUGCUGUCAAGAAGCUCUCGGCGGAGAACACGGCGCAAGCCCUGAACGAGUUCAUGAACGAGGUGGUCCUGAUCGCGAACCUGCAGCACCGCAACCUGGUCCGCCUCCUCGGCUGCUGCGUCCACUGCUCGGAGAGGAUGCUCGUCUACGAGUACAUGAGCAACAAGAGCUUGGACUUCUUCAUCUUUGCCGAAAGGCGGCGCGCGUUGCUGAGCUGGAAGACGAGGCUGGACAUCAUCCUCGGCAUCGCGAGGGGCGUCCUGUACCUCCACCAGGACUCGAGGCUCAACAUCAUCCACCGGGACCUGAAGGCGGCGAACGUGCUCCUCGACGGCGACAUGGUCGCCAAGAUCUCCGACUUCGGCAUCGCCAGGCUCUUCAGCACCAGCGCCGACCGCCAGGAGACCAUCACCGGAAGAAUCAUCGGCACAUACGGGUACAUGGCGCCGGAGUACGCCAUGGACGGUACGAUGUCGUUCAUGCAGGACGUGUACAGCUUCGGCGUGCUCCUGCUGGAGAUCGUCAGCGGCAGGAGGAACCAGAGAAGCUUCAAUCUCAUAGCUCAUGCAUGGGGGCUCUGGGAAGGAGGCCGGAGCCGGGACCUCACGGACCCGGCGAUCCGCGGCGGCUGCACGGGAGGCGAGCUGGGGCAGGCGGCGACGUGCGUCCAAGUCGCGCUGCUCUGCGUGCAGGACUGCCCGAGCCGGCGGCCGCCCAUGGCGGACGUCAUCCCGAUGCUGUUGCAGCAGACAGCGCCGGGGCGGCCGCAGCGGCCCGUGGUUUGCAGCAACCCGGCCGCCGCCGCAGCCGCCGCUCUCGCCGUGCUAGCAGAGAUCACCGGCGGCGGCAACGAGCUGACCAUCACGAGCCUCGAAGGCCGGUAGCGCGAGAUACGGCAUGGAUCAAUGGACGCAUCAGCUGAUCAGUACCACAGCACGCAAAGGUGGAUUGUGGGUCGUGGAUUCAACUGUUUCAGUUUUUCAGGCUUUCAGCAGGUUUUGAUGAUCUUGGUCCGUAGCUUUCAUGAAUCAUGCAUUCUUCUUCAUGAAAGCAAAGAAGAAGUUUGUUCUGAAUUGUCAGAACCAGUCUACCACUAGUGGCACACUUGGCAGUUGGCACGGAGUGCUGGGUUUCCUGAGUCGUGCUGGUGGGCCAUGUGGGCUUUUUUUUGACAC